This is a messenger RNA of Cooperia oncophora, 336 nucleotides long. NCBI's taxonomy places the organism in Eukaryota, Metazoa, Nematoda, Chromadorea, Rhabditida, Trichostrongylidae. The record is from the annotation of a GenBank genome assembly.
AUGAGUGGACAAUCAACGGACUACCUGGGAACAAAGGAAAGAAUCGAAGAAGGAGGAAAAUUCAAGGAGCUGCUAGACAAAGCUUUGAACGUUGAUGCUAAGGACUUUGCUUUGUUACAUCUGCGUGGACGAUUUGCACAUUCCGUUGCCAGUCUUACUUGGAUAGAACGGAAGGCAGCCGCAGUGUUCUACAGUACACCUCCUUCAGCUACCUUUGAAGAAGCGUUGGAAGACUUCCUAGCUGCUUAUGAAAUCAAACCUGACUGGAUAGAAAAUUUGUUAUUCAUUGCACGUAUAUAUCAUGCUAAAGGUGACAAGGUAAGUGUUUUUCCAUGA